UUCCCCAACGAGCGUUUCGCAGUAACGAAGUGUUCUCCUGUUUUUCAUCCGCUCCAUCCCAUUGUGACAAGAAAAAUACAAGUGAAAUGUUUAUAUUAACGGACGAAUCACUUUCCUUUCGUGCUGUGUGAGCAAUGCAAGGCCCUUCAUUGAGACAAGGCACGCCGAAAGUACUUUUUUGCUUCAUGACAUCCAAGACCCUUUAAAUAAGCGAUAAUGCCCAGCUUCAAGAAAAGUGACACGCGCACCUGGCCCGAUGGCGUGGGUAUUCUGGCCAUCGAAGUCUACUUCCCUUACCUGUAUGUUGACCAGACAGAACUUGAAGCAUUUGAUGGUGUCUCCAAGGGCAAGUACACCAUUGGCCUCGGCCAGGACAAGAUGGGUUUCUGCUCGGACCGAGAGGACAUCAACUCCUUGUGCCUCACCGUCGCUCAUCGUCUGCUCGAAAAGACCGGCGUGGGUGCCAACGAAAUUGGUCGGCUCGAAGUGGGCACAGAGACUAUUGUGGACAAGUCCAAGAGUGUGAAGACUGUGCUAAUGCAGCUAUUUGAGGAGAGUGGGAACUGUGACAUCGAGGGUGUUGACACAACUAAUGCCUGUUAUGGUGGUACAGCUGCUUUGCUGAAUGCCGCUGCGUGGGUUGAGUCGAGCGCUUGGGAUGGGAGAUAUGCGCUGGUUAUUGCUGCCGACAUCGCCGUUUACGCAACUGGUGCGGCUCGUCCCACUGGUGGAGCAGGAGCCAUUGCAAUGCUUGUUGGACCAAAUGCCGCGCUUGUCCUCGAGCGAGGUGUGAGAGCUUCCCACAUGUGCCACGUGUACGAUUUUUACAAGCCCGACCUCCAGUCCGAGUACCCCCGCGUCGACGGCAAAUUGUCGGUAGAGUGCUACAGCAGAGCCUUAGAUAAGUGCUAUGCUGGUUUCUGCAAGAAGGCCCAAGCUGUGUACGCAGAUGAGCGUGGCAGCAAGCCCGUAACGUUAGAUGACUUGGAUGCCAUGUGUUUUCACGCUCCAUACGGCAAACUGGUCCAAAAGAGCUUGGCGCGUCUAGUUUUGAACGACUUCCUCAGGGAUCACACAUCUUCCAAAUAUGCUGGUCUCACUGAGUUUAGCAACCUGGACCUGGACGACACAAUCCACAACCGUGACGUAGAGAAGGCCUUCAUGCAGUAUAGCCAGAGCAUAUAUGAGAAGAAGACCAGGCCAAGCCUACUAUUAUCCAAUCAAGUUGGCAACAUGUACACACCUUCACUCUACUCUUGUUUGGCUUCUUAUGUUGCAAGCGUACCUGUAAAUGAGCUGGCUGGCCAGCGCAUCGGCAUGUUCUCGUAUGGGUCUGGUCUGGCGGCAACACUGUUCAGCCUGCGGGUGACCAGCGAUCUCGCCCCGACGUCACCUCUGCACAGCCUGCACAGCAGCUUAGCUGACCUCCCUGCACGCCUGGCACAGAGGUGCCGGACGCCUCCUGCAGAAUUUGCCCGUAUCAUGCAGCUUAGGGAAGACACCCACCAUCAGGCUCCAUACACACCUGUGGGGCCUGUCGACCAAUUAUUCCCAGGCACCUGGUACUUGACGUCUGUCGAUGACAUGCAUCGCCGACAGUACAAGCGUGUUCCGCUUGUUGAUGGCGCUUUCAAGCAGCCCAUCGCCACACUGAAGGACUUCAACAUGGCCGAGGUGACAACAAAUGGCCAGGCAGUGCCAAGUGCACAGGCUGUUGAGUGCAUCUGAUACACAAUGAAACCUCCAAAAAUUGCCUCGUGCAUUUGCAAAGGCUGAUAAUUGGAGACACAGGAGAGCGGCCGGGUAGCCUCCCCUCCGCGAGGAGAAAAAAAAAAGAGAAAACUUUAAAAGAAGACUAGGAGAAGAUACCUACAACAGCAUCUCGUGCUGCAUCAAGUGCCUCUCUAUUGACUUUCAGUUAUAUAUUGCCCUCAAGGUUGGAAAUCAUACGGUUGGUGAUAGGAUAGCAUCGCUCGGACGAUGAUGGCGGCUGGCUUGCCGGCACAGGAUUGUUGCAGUAGAAAAGUUGUUUGUUAGCAGUGGCGGAGUUGGGUUGAGUUUGUAUCUUUGUAGGUCUGGCUCCUUAUGCCUACUGCAACUUUGCCACAGGCACUUAAUUCCUGAUGUUUGUACAACCGCAUGAAUUUGAUGAACAAAACGUUUCACGUUGUCAAGGUUAUUUCUUGUCAGAUUUAAUAUGCGUACGAUUUACUGGAAGUCCCUCUAGAUUCAGUACCUUUCCUUGCAUGAAGUUUGGGACAUUCUGGUAUGAGUGACAGAGUUGGUCAAAAUUAGAACUCUUCAGAAUUGAACCGCUGUAUGUGUAGUUUUGAAGAUGUGAAACUGCAUCAUAUCUUCCUUUUGUACACGCACACAUAGUGUGUGCUUUGAGUGUCAUCGAGUAUUAAUUAUGACGAUUUUAUAAAUAGCAGCCUAAACUUUGUUAAGUGUCAUUCCCACAUAGGCCACACUAUAUUUAUUACAGGGAGAAGGAAAUUGUAUCCGGUGUUAGGGGCAAUAAUUUUUUUUUUAACCACCAUAUUUCGCGAUACUUAUUUUAUGUAUAAUAACAUGCAACUCGAGAUCUGUUGUGCAUGAGAAUGUAUGUUUGUUACAAUGCAAUUUCAGUUUACCUCACAUUUGGGUUGUGAAGAUGAAACCUUGUGUGUUUGUCUUCGAAAUGAAAUACUAUUGAAUAAAAUUAAUCUAAUUUUUGUCAUACUCAUGAAGAUUUAAUGCUACUGGACUGAAUAAAGGUUUAUUUGUACUA
Molecule: messenger RNA, 2770 nt
Organism: Ornithodoros turicata
Lineage: Eukaryota; Metazoa; Arthropoda; Arachnida; Ixodida; Argasidae
Product: hydroxymethylglutaryl-CoA synthase 1-like
Exons: 9
Coding region: 217-1728 (503 amino acids)
Biological process (GO): acetyl-CoA metabolic process
Molecular function (GO): hydroxymethylglutaryl-CoA synthase activity
Source: RefSeq, a predicted model, not a curated record